AUGGCUGCUCUACCUCCCUUGUGAUGAAAUUCCAGGCAGGAAGAGCAAGGGGCAAACAAGUGAGCCAGCCGAGGUGGCGGGUCCAGAGACUUCGCCUUACACUAUAUUUGUUGAAACUGUGUCAUGCGGCCAUGCCUAGCUGCAAGAGAGAUGGGAUCUCACUCUGUUGCCCAGCCUGGGGCAAUCACGGCUAACUGCAGCCUUGGACUCCCAGGCUCAAGAGAUCCUCCCGUCCCAGCCUCCCAAGUAGCUGGGACUACAGGCGCCACCACGCCCAGCUAAGGAAGUUUACAGUCUCCAUGGAGAGACAAAAAUAACAUUUUAGGAGCAACGAAGAAGAAAUCAAUGCAUCAGGUGCUCCGAAUCUCUGUAGCCGAUGAGGCCCAGGUACAGAAGGUGAAGGAGCUGGAGGACCUGGAGCACCUGCAGCUGGACUUCUGGCGGGGCCCUGCCCACCCUGGCUCCCCCAUCGAUGUUCGAGUGCCCUUCCCCAGCAUCCAGGCGGUCAAGAUCUUUCUGGAGUCCCACGACAUCAGCUAUGAGACCAUGAUCGAGGACGUGCAGUCACUGCUGGAGGAGGAGCAGGAGCAGAUGUUCGCCUUCCAGUCCCGGGCGCGCUCCACCGACACCUUUAACUACGCCACCUACCACACCCUAGAGGAGAUCUAUGACUUCCUGGACCUGCUGGUGGCAGAGAACCCGCACCUUGUCAGCAAGAUCCAGAUUGGCAACACCUAUGAAGGGCGUCCCAUUUACGUGCUGAAGUUCAGCACGGGGGGCAGUAAGCGUCCAGCCAUCUGGAUCGACACGGGCAUCCAUUCCCGGGAGUGGGUCACCCAGGCCAGUGGGGUCUGGUUUGCAAAGAAGAUCACUCAAGACUACGGGCAGGAUGCAGCUUUCACCGCCAUUCUCGACACCUUGGACAUCUUCCUGGAGAUCGUCACCAACCCUGAUGGCUUUGCCUUCACGCACAGCACGAAUCGCAUGUGGCGCAAGACUCGGUCCCACACAGCAGGCUCCCUCUGUAUUGGCGUGGACCCCAACAGGAACUGGGACGCCGGCUUUGGGUUGUCCGGAGCCAGCAGUAACCCCUGCUCGGAGACUUACCAUGGCAAGUUUGCCAAUUCCGAAGUGGAGGUCAAGUCCAUUGUAGACUUUGUGAAGGACCAUGGGAACAUCAAGGCCUUCAUCUCCAUCCACAGCUACUCCCAGCUCCUCAUGUAUCCCUAUGGCUACAAAACAGAACCAGUCCCUGACCAGGAUGAGCUGGAUCAGCUUUCCAAGGCUGCUGUGACAGCCCUGACCUCUCUCUACGGGACCAAGUUCAAUUAUGGCAGCAUCAUCAAGGCAAUUUAUCAAGCCAGUGGAAGCACUAUUGACUGGACCUACAGCCAGGGCAUCAAGUACUCCUUCACCUUCGAGCUCCGGGACACUGGGCGCUAUGGCUUCCUGCUGCCAGCCUCCCAGAUCAUCCCCACGGCCAAGGAGACGUGGCUGGCGCUUCUGACCAUCAUGGAGCACACCCUGAAUCACCCCUACUGAGCUGACCCUUUGACACCCUUCUUGUCCUCCUCUCUGGCCCCAUCCAGGCAACCAAAUAAAGUUUGAGUGUACCAGGAACAGAAUCCUGGGGCUUGCA
Pan troglodytes (chimpanzee) is the source of this 1639-nucleotide messenger RNA. RefSeq names its product carboxypeptidase A1 (gene CPA1). NCBI's taxonomy places the organism in Eukaryota, Metazoa, Chordata, Mammalia, Primates, Hominidae. The record is from RefSeq and is a predicted model, not a curated record. The transcript has 11 exons. Gene Ontology annotation, biological process: proteolysis. Bases 346 to 1542 code for a protein of 398 amino acids. Gene Ontology annotation, molecular function: zinc ion binding; metallocarboxypeptidase activity.